AUGGGGAUCCUGUUCCUCCCUUCCCCUUCCCUUACAGCAGAACCUAUCUCUGCCAGACAGCCAGCUCUGCGACCCCACGUCCACAAGCAGCCCGAGAAGACCACCCGAGUCCGGACUGUCCUUAACGAAAAACAGCUUCACACUUUGAGGACCUGCUACGCUGCCAACCCCAGACCUGACGCCCUCAUGAAAGAGCAACUGGUAGAAAUGACUGGCCUCAGCCCGAGGGUCAUCAGGGUUUGGUUUCAAAACAAGCGGUGCAAGGACAAAAAAAGGAGCAUUAUGAUGAAGCAGCUUCAGCAGCAGCAACCCAAUGACAAAACUAAUAUCCAGGGGAUGACAGGAACUCCGAUGGUGGCUGCUAGUCCGGAGAGACAUGACGGCGGUUUACAGGCGAACCCGGUGGAGGUGCAGAGUUACCAGCCGCCCUGGAAAGUACUGAGUGACUUCGCAUUGCAGAGUGACAUAGACCAACCUGCUUUUCAGCAACUAGUUAAUUUUUCAGAAGGAGGACCCGGUUCCAAUUCUACUGGAAGUGAAGUAGCAUCAAUGUCCUCUCAGCUGCCAGACACGCCCAACAGCAUGGUGGCCAGUCCUAUUGAGGCAUGAGGAACAUUCGUUCAGAUUUCCGUUGUUGUUUCUGCCCUUACCCUCACCCCUGUUGGAGAGAGUGGGAAAAUGAUCGUGUUUGGACUCCGAAAUUUAGGGGGAAAAAGUAUUUAACAACCUGUAAUGAACCUAGCAAGGAAUUGCUCCAUGAAAUGAACGGAGUCAUGUUUGAAAAGACAAGGUAAUAUGGUAGCAACACUGUGAAGACAAUCAUGGGAUCUUACUAGA
Molecule: messenger RNA, 837 nt
Organism: Cariama cristata (Red-legged seriema)
Lineage: Eukaryota; Metazoa; Chordata; Aves; Cariamiformes; Cariamidae
Gene: ISL1
Product: ISL LIM homeobox 1
Exons: 3
Coding region: 1-609 (202 amino acids)
Biological process (GO): neuron fate specification; positive regulation of transcription by RNA polymerase II; axonogenesis
Cellular component (GO): nucleus
Molecular function (GO): DNA-binding transcription factor activity, RNA polymerase II-specific; cis-regulatory region sequence-specific DNA binding
Source: RefSeq, a predicted model, not a curated record